CCGGACACACCCUUGAAACAAAAUGGCGGAGUAUUUUGAUGAACUCGACCCUAAAACUAGUUAAAGAGAAUAGUUUAACAGCUAUGUAUUGGAACUUCAAAACCAGGAAAUUUUUGCACAAAAUAUAUCACAAGACGCUGGAAUGUUAAAAGCCGAGUAAACAAAUACAAAUUUGAGAACAAGUCAUUUGGAAAGUUUUUAACUCUUUAGACGACACUUGCUGUGAUCUUAUAGUGUCAAACAUCAUGGCUCAGCAACAGGUAAGAAGGCAAGCGUGGAAUGCAGAUUGACCCAGAGAUAUGCUUCACCAAAAUGGACAAGAUUGGGAAGGGAUCAUUUGGGGAGGUGUAUAAAGGUCUGGAUAAUGAAACCAAAAAGGUGGUGGCCAUUAAAAUAAUUGACCUCGAGGAGGCAGAAGACGAGAUUGAGGACAUCCAACAAGAGAUCAUGGUCCUCUCCCAGUGUGAUAGUCCAUAUGUCACCAAAUACUAUGGCUCCUAUCUCAAGGGAUCCAAGUUAUGGAUUAUCAUGGAAUAUUUAGGAGGAGGGUCUGCACUAGAUCUAAUGAAGGCUGGAGCUUUCUCUGAGAAUGAUAUUGCCAUCAUCUUACGAGAAAUACUUAAAGGACUAGAUUAUUUACAUUCUGAGAGGAAAUUGCAUAGAGAUAUCAAAGCUGCUAAUGUGUUGCUAUCAGAGAUGGGAGAUGUCAAACUGGCAGACUUCGGAGUUGCAGGACAACUAACUAAUACAACAAACAAAAGAAACACAUUUGUUGGGACACCUUUCUGGAUGGCACCCGAGGUCAUCAAACAAUCUGCUUAUGACACCAAGGCUGACAUUUGGAGUUUGGGUAUCACGGCUAUAGAACUGGCAAAAGGAGAACCCCCUAAUUCAGACCUCCAUCCGAUGAGAGUGCUUUUUCUUAUCCCCAAAAACAACCCCCCACAGUUGACUGGGAAUUUUACCAAGCCAUUUAAAGAGUUUGUAGAGCUGUGCCUUAACAAGGAUCCAAAUAAUAGGCCAUCAGCAAAAGAAUUGUUAAGGCAUCCUUUUAUCAGGAAAGCCAGGAAAACAACUUAUCUACAAGAAUUGAUUGACAAGUAUCAGCGAUGGAAACAGGAAAAAGGAAAUGACUCGGAUUCUGAUUCAGAUAGUGAAGAAGAUGUUCAAGAAGAUGAGAUGCAAGGUGACUGGAUCAUGACAAUAAAGGAGGCUGAUAAAGAACUGAAAGAACAGCUUAUGAAUGGGAAUGAUCAGAACCAUCCUCUCAGUGCCCAAGCCAUGUCGCAUGUACCUAAUAAACGACCAGCACCAUCUGUACCACCUCACCCCCAGGGAAAUCACAACCCCAACCAGAACAAUAAUAUUAAUGAUGGAAUGCAACGUUUAGACAUCCGACGCAAUAACAUUCCUGAUCGUGACCCUGGAAGACCUGUUUCCAUGGCAAUGGCACCAAAUUCUCUACCCUAUCAAAUGGGGCACUCUGAGUCCACACCUAAUAUAUAUAAAGCCCCAGUGAUUCACAGCCGAACAGAGUCGGCUCCAGUUCUACUUGAUCAAAAAGAUGCAGGCUCCCCUGUACACCUGCGUAGUAAAUCUGACACCACCACCCCUAUCAUCUCACCCUAUAAAUCCAAUAUAAGCUUGUUUGGACAACCUCCCCACCUCUCCAUAAUAAACAAUAGACCACCCAUCUCGCGUCCUAAGUCCCAGUAUGAUUUACCAAAUUCUAGCCAUCCCCCAACUCAUGUGGGUUCCUCACACCACAUGUUGGAUACCUCACCCUACAAGAAUUAUCAGCGCCACCCAGCGCCCCAGCCCCCUCAGAGACCGGUGUCACAGUACGAUGUCCCGCGACAGUCCUCCUCCCUGUCCUCCACCGUGGUUCCUCUCUUGCUGCAGCUGAAGGAUGACUAUAGAGAGGACUACAGGAGGCGGGGACACCCUGUCCAGCGAACAGAGGCAGUAGACGAGCUGAAAAAUGCUUUUGAUUUGGCAGAACGGUCAUGUUCUGGAAUAACAGAUGACCUCCUAACAGGGGUCAUAAGUCGCUUAGCUACCACAGCAACAGUGUCAGAGGUGGAGAUCAGGAGAGCAAUAGACAAAGUGAAAAGACCUUCCUAGCAGAAGAAGAGAGGGACAUAUAUUGUUCAGUGCUUGGACAGAGGAGAAAGAAAAUGGAAUGAGGAUGAUCCUUCAUUGAGGGGCAAGGACUUGAACAGGCUGAGGAUUAGGGCCCCUCCUCAGAGAGGACACAUUUCUUCUGUGUUAUUUUAUUUCUGUAUGGACUGCUGUUGCAGACAAGGCUGAGAUGAAUUCCUGUACAUGACAUUAUACUCCCCUUCUCCUGUAUUGACGGUCACAUGCCCUUUGUCAGUGACCGUAUGAGGGCAGCAUUUAAACAAUAUUCUACUCCUCUGUCUAGUGGUUGUCCUGUUUGUAAAGUGGCAAAGUUUAAAUGGAUACUGAAAGAACAGUUCUGUGGUUCUAUGAAAUCACAAAUUUCUUACAGGGUGAAUGUUCCAAUACUUCCCUUCACAUUGAAAAGAAAUUAUGUGUGCAUUUUCAUGGUAGAAUUGAGAGAGAUAUGAAUCGAUGGUGGACAAUUCUAGAGGAUAUCAGAGAGUUGAAUUUGCAAAUGAUAUCACAGGAGCCAUGUUUCUUCCUAAGUUAUACAAGGACCAAAGGUUUCACUUGUUUCAGGGACUGUAUUAAGUAUUUAUUUGUGUUUUAGACUAAUAACACUUCUUUCAGCAGUCAGGAGCCUAACCAACACCAGAUAGUACACCACUCACACCUGUUAAUGUAUUGCAAUAAAAUUGUAGUGUUUGCAAAAGAACUUCUUUAAAGAACUUUAUAUGAUAAUGGCCUAAAAUUGCUUUCAAAAUGAAAAUAUUCAUUUUACUCUAUUCUUUGUUUUCUUUGUACAGUAAUAUUCAUAUGAAGUUUUUUCAUCAUUUUCAUUUUGAUUAUAUUGCCCCUAAUUUUGAAAUAUGACAUCAUAAAGCUAGAUCAAAGCUGCGUUCUGUAUAUCCCAUUCAAAAAACGAUGAUACAAUUUUGACAUACAUGUAUUUUGAUACAAUUACAAUAAUUAUGCCAAUUCUGAUGUCAUAUACUGCCAGUGAGUUCAAAUUGAAGACGAAAUAUACUGUGGAAUCAUUAAAUUUCGCAUUGGCUCAAUUUUCGUGGAAUUCGUGGGUACCUCUCAUCCACGAAUUAACAUCCUCCACGAAUGAAUAAAUUAAAGUAAUAACGUCAUAUUUCCUUUAGUAGAUAUAUGAGAAUACACGAAAUUACGUCCCCACGAACCUGUAAAAUUUAAGUCAUCCACGAAAAUUGGCCCCCACGAAAUAUAAUGAUUCCACAGUAGAUGA
Messenger RNA from Magallana angulata, 3376 nucleotides. Its product is annotated as serine/threonine-protein kinase 25-like. Gene Ontology annotation, biological process: protein phosphorylation. NCBI's taxonomy places the organism in Eukaryota, Metazoa, Mollusca, Bivalvia, Ostreida, Ostreidae. The coding region runs from base 280 to 2124 and encodes 614 amino acids. The transcript is spliced from 15 exons. The record is from RefSeq and is a predicted model, not a curated record. Gene Ontology annotation, molecular function: ATP binding; protein kinase activity.